AAGGAAUAAAAAAAAAGUUUUUUUUGGGUCAGAGUCUACGCAAAAAAAGCACAGGCGGGUUUAAGCACGCUGAAAAAACCUCCUUCCGGCCUCGAGGCUCUUGAUUUUCUCUGCACACUCACUACCAAUCCCAGUUAUAGUGGCGAUGGGGGAUAAAGCCGGAAAAAAUUUCACAAUGCCCCAGAAGAAGGGUGUAAAGUCUUCCCUCAAAUCUAGCUCCGGAAAGGAAGGAACCUUGAAGGGGAAGGAUGAUAGCUCCGCAAAGUCAAAGAAAGGAAGAAAAGUUCAGUUUGAUGCAGGUGUAGCUGAACCCAAAUCGAAUUUCUCGUCAAAAUAUGGUGGGAAAGGCGAUACACCAACCGCAUUCCCUAAAGGAAAAGGGGACAGGCUUUUUAAUAGCGGCAAGAGUUCUGUGCCAAAAACACCACAACCACUGGAGCUGAGAAUUGAAGAUGAACUUCCAAAGAAUGUUAAAUGCCUACUGGCCUGUGAGGCUGCUGAAAUAUUACAAGGAAUCCAGGAGCAUAUGGUCUUUUUAUCUAAGGAUCCUACCAUUAAAACCCCAGUAUCAUUUGACAGAGGACUGCAGUAUGCUAAAAGAGGGAGCCAUUAUACAAAUGCCCUGUCCAUACGAAAAGUUCUCGAGACUCUCACCCAAUACGGUGUCACGGAUGGUGAGAUAUGCAUAAUUGCCGAUGUUUGUCCAGAAACUGCUGACGAAGUAUUUGCUCUAGUCCCAUCUUUGAAGGCUAACAAAAGCUUGCUCCGUGAACCCGUCAAGAAGGUUUUGCUUGAGCUAGCUAAGCUUAAGCAGCCAACCCCAAACAAUAAAAUGUAAAGAUUCCCGGUACAUUGAGGACGAAGGAGACGAAGAUAUGGAGGGUUCUUAUGGUGAAGACUUGCAUGGAAGACAGUCAUUUUCGCCGCAAUUGAAAUUUGUACAACCUUUUUCUGUCUUCUGUUUUUGUUCCCCCGGGAAUUGAAGAUGCUAUGUAAAUGAAUCCUUGCAACUCAUUUGGCAGCUUAUUUAUUAGAAUUAAAUUCUCGGACA
Morus notabilis is the source of this 1051-nucleotide messenger RNA. Its product is annotated as DNA-directed RNA polymerases IV and V subunit 4. Gene Ontology annotation, cellular component: RNA polymerase complex. Bases 146 to 838 code for a protein of 230 amino acids. Gene Ontology annotation, molecular function: nucleotide binding. Gene Ontology annotation, biological process: DNA-templated transcription initiation. The record is from RefSeq and is a predicted model, not a curated record. The transcript has 11 exons. NCBI's taxonomy places the organism in Eukaryota, Viridiplantae, Streptophyta, Magnoliopsida, Rosales, Moraceae.